Struthio camelus australis is the source of this 6908-nucleotide messenger RNA. The record is from RefSeq and is a predicted model, not a curated record. NCBI's taxonomy places the organism in Eukaryota, Metazoa, Chordata, Aves, Struthioniformes, Struthionidae.
UACCUGAGGAGCUAUACGGCAGUAGCAGAAACGGAGUGUGCUCUUGAAACGUAUGGAAUAAGCAACUGGUACCGUGUGAACAUAUUGAUGACACUUUUCUGCCUGAUUUGGACAGAUCAUUGGUGCACUCAUUAAGAUCUGACUCCAGUUCUUUCCAGACAGUGAACUUGGCUGGGAUCCUGUAAUACAGUUUUAGAGGUGUCCAGACUCUGUAAUGAUGAAAGAUUUCCAGUAGAAGAGGAUGAGACAAGAAUUAAAUGCAUGUGGGAGACUCUGGACCUAGGCACUUCCAGCUUUUGAUGCUAGCUGGGAGGGAGCUUGAUAUACACUUUUAUCAGCCUUUCUAAGAAAAAAACAGGUUUGUGCGUUUGUGCUUCCAGACAGAAUUUAUACAGACAAAAUUCUGAAUAUGGCUUAACUUGUUCUUGAUAUUGGCAGUGUUUCUAAUGAGUGCCCCAUGGACUGUAUCAAGUUCAGGGGGUUCUAUGCUAGCACUGUGGAGCAGAACCCUGAGCAGCAACCUGGUAUCAGUGAAAAUAUUUCUUCAUCGCUCUCAUUGAAAGAGCAACAGAAAAUGAGUGAGUAUUCUGGACUUGCAAACAACCAUAGCCAGAUGAUUGCUGCUGGAGAUUCAGAAAUUCAGGCAAAGCCUGAACAGUCUCAUGAAGUUCUUCAAGAAGAUAUUGAAAUGAGCAGUGGAUCCAGUGGAAAUGACUUCAGUGGAAAUGACACAAAUGAAAACUAUUCCAGUGGACAUGAUUCUCAUGGCCAUGAAUCUGAUGAAAAUGGGAAAGAUUCAGCAAUGCUCAUGGAACCUUUAGACUGUCAUAAAAGUUCAAGCUCAAAUGCAUUUAGUCUGAUGAUCGCAAACUCUGAGCACAAUCAGUCUAGCAGUGGAUGCAGUAGUGAGCAGUCCACUAAAGCCAAAACACAAAAGGAAUUGUUGAAAACAUUACAAGAGCUGAAAGCUCACCUUCCUUCUGAAAAGAGAAUCAAAGGCAAAUCUAGUGUCCUAACAACAUUGAAAUAUGCCCUUAAAAGCAUUAAACAAGUUAAAGCCAAUGAGGAGUAUUAUCAAUUGUUGAUGAUUAAUGAAACCCAGCCUUCUGGACUUAAUGUGUCAUCUUACACAGUGGAAGAAGUUGAGAAUAUAACCUCAGAAUACAUCAUGAAAAAUGCGGAUAUGUUUGCUGUAGCUGUUUCUUUGAUUACUGGGAAAAUCUUGUACAUCUCUGAUCAAGCCGCUUCUAUCCUCCGUUGUAAGAGGGGUUAUUUUAAAAAUGCCAAAUUUGUGGAGUUCUUGGCACCUCAGGAUGUCAGUGUGUUCUAUACUUCCACUACCCCAUACAGAUUACCCUCAUGGAAUAUUUGUAAUAGAGCUGAGUCUUCCACCCAGGACUGCAUGGAAGAGAAAUCUUUCUUCUGUCGUAUCAGUGCAGGAAAAGAGCGUGAAAACGAGAUUUGCUAUCACCCGUUUCGGAUGACUCCUUACCUUAUCAAAGUGCAAGAUCCGGAAAUAGCAGAGGACCAGCUUUGCUGUGUGCUGCUGGCAGAAAAAGUGCACUCUGGUUAUGAAGCGCCCAGGAUUCCUCCUGACAAAAGAAUAUUUACAACUACACAUACACCAACCUGCUUGUUUCAGGAUGUAGAUGAAAGAGCGGUACCUCUCUUGGGAUACCUACCUCAGGACUUAAUAGGAACACCAGUCUUGGUGCAUCUCCACCCGAAUGACAGACCCUUAAUGCUAGCAAUUCACAAAAAAAUACUUCAGUAUGGAGGACAGCCUUUUGACUAUUCACCAAUCAGGUUUUGCACUAGAAAUGGAGAUUAUAUAACCAUGGACACUAGCUGGUCCAGUUUCAUCAAUCCUUGGAGUCGAAAAGUUUCAUUUAUCAUUGGAAGGCACAAAGUUAGGACGGGUCCUUUAAAUGAAGAUGUUUUUGCUGCUCCCAACUAUACGGAGGAUAGAAUCCUUCAUCCCAGUGUUCAGGAAAUCACUGAGCAAAUAUAUCGGCUAUUACUGCAGCCUGUACACAACAGUGGAUCCAGUGGCUAUGGAAGCCUGGGUAGCAACGGCUCACAUGAGCACUUAAUGAGUGUGGCGUCCUCUAGUGACAGCACGGGAAAUAACAAUGAAGACGCUCAUAAGGAUAAACCGGAUAUUUGUCAAGGUGCCCGUAAGGUCAAAAAUAAAGGACAACACCUCUUCACUGACAGUAAAGCAAAACUGGAAUAUAAGAGAGAGUCUCUUGCAGGGGAAAUGCCAGGAUUAAUACAUAAUAGCAAUAUGUUUUUAACAGAGAAACAAAGUGGUCCUGGUGAUCAUGUUAAAGAUGUGACAGGAAAAGAUGCUGCGAUCAUAGCUGCUCCUAAAAAUGUGGUUACUGAGGAAUUGGCUUGGAAGGAACAACCUGUAUAUUCUUACCAACAGAUUAGCUGUUUAGACAGUGUCAUCAGGUACUUGGAGAGUUGUAACGUGCCUGGUACAUCAAAGAGAAAAUGUGAACCUUCAUCAAAUGUUGCGUCACUGAAUUGUGGUGUUCAUGAACCAAAAACAGCUGAUAAUGCUAUACAACCCUUGGGAGACCCUGCUGUGUUGAAGGCAUCUGAUAAAUCAAGUGCUGCCCCCGUAGUUGGUGCUCACUUAACCUCUUUGGCUUUACCUGGCAAACCAGAAAGUGUUGUAUCUCUCACAAGUCAGUGCAGCUACAGUAGCACCAUUGUUCAUGUUGGAGACAAAAAGCCACAACCUGAAUUAGAAAUGAUAGAAGAUGGUCCUGGUGGAGCAGAACUCUUAGAUGGCCAGCUUCUUGCCCCUCCAUCCAGCUCUGUGCACGUCAAUCAGGAAAAGGAGCCAUUUAAAAAAUUGGGACUUACAAAGGAAGUUCUUGCAGUGCAUACACAAAAAGAAGAGCAGAGCUUUUUGAAUAAGUUUAAAGAAAUCAAGAGGUUCAAUAUUUUCCAGUCUCACUGCAAUUAUUACUUACAAGAUAAACCCAAAGGACGGCCUGGUGAACGUGGCGGCCGUGGACAAAGAAAUGGUACUUCUGGGAUGGAUCAGCCUUGGAAGAAAAGUGGGAAAAACAGGAAAUCAAAACGCAUUAAACCACAGGAAUCUUCAGACAGUACAACUUCGGGAACUAAAUUCCCCCAUCGGUUCCCACUUCAAGGUUUAAAUACUACAGCUUGGUCACCAUCAGACACUUCACAAACGAGCUAUUCAGCCAUGUCUUUCCCCACCGUUAUGCCUGCGUAUCCACUUCCUGUUUUUCCAGCAGCGGGGACUGUGCCACCGCCUUCUGAGGCUCCACUCUCUGGUUUUAAUCAGUUACCAGACUCUAGAAAUGCUUGUCCUAUGCAACCAUCCCAGUUCUCUGCACCCCUUAUGACGCCUGUCGUAGCUCUUGUGCUCCCGAACUACGUCUACCCAGAGAUGAACAAUAACUUACCUCAGCCCCUUUACCAUAGCCAACCUGACUUUCCUGCCCAUUCCGCUUUCUCGUCACAGACAGUAUUUCCGGCACAGCCACCAUUCACUGCCCCCAAUCCUUUCCCACAACAGGCGUUUUUUCCGACGCAGCCAUUCCAUUAUAAUCCACCAGCAGAGAGUGAAAAGGUUCCUGUCACAGAGCCACGAAAUGAACCAUCCCGUUCCUGCACUCCACAGUCAGUUGGUCCACAAGACCAGGCUUCACCGCCUUUGUUCCAGUCAAGAUGCAGUUCUCCUCUGAACCUUCUACAACUGGAAGAAACUACCAAAACAGCUGAAAGUGGAGCUGCUGCGGGUUUACAUGGAGCUUUAAGUGAGGAAGGAGGUAUAGGCAAAAUCAUGACAACUGAUGACUGCAGUGGAAAGGGAUCUUUACCAGCUGAAUCUCCAAUGGAUGCUCAAAAUAGUGAUGCACUCUCCAUGUCCAGUGUCCUGCUUGACAUUUUACUUCAGGAAGAUGCAUGUUCAGGCACUGGUUCAGCUUCAUCAGGAAGUGGUGUAUCUGCAGCUGCUGAAUCUUUGGGCUCUGGAUCCAAUGGCUGUGGCUUGUCAGGGAGCAGAACAGGUAGUAGUGAAACUAGUCAUACCAGCAAAUACUUUGGGAGUAUUGACUCCUCGGAAAAUCAUCAUAAAACCAAAAUGAAGACAGAAAUAGAAGAAAGUGAGCACUUCAUUAAGUAUGUCCUUCAAGAUCCUAUAUGGCUUUUGAUGGCAAACACGGAUGACACUGUUAUGAUGACUUACCAGAUACCUUCUCGAGAUUUGGAGACAGUUUUAAAAGAAGAUAAGCAGAAAUUAAAGCAAAUGCUGAAACUACAGCCAAAAUUUACAGAGGAACAGAAAAGAGAGCUUAUUGAAGUUCAUCCGUGGAUCCAGCAAGGUGGACUGCCGAAAGCAGUAGCCAAUUCUGAAUGUAUUUUUUGUGAGGACAACGUACAGAGCAAUUUUUAUACAUCAUAUGAUGAAGAAAUCCAUGAAAUGGACCUUAAUGAAAUGAUUGAAGAUAGUGGGGAGAACAACUUGGUUUCCCUGAGUCAAGUCAAUGAAGAACAAACAUAGCCUUUGAGCCUCUUUUUUUUUUUUAAAGCUGCUUCAAAAUUACAGUGAUGAUCCGUAAAGGUUUUAAUCUUGUUUCCAGCAAGAUGAAUCUGGUUCAUAAAACAAGCGUAUUUUUUCUGUUCUAGAAGAGUCAUUUGUGAAAGAAUCUCUUUUUUAAAUGGUGGCAAUCUCUUCCCAGUAAGGACAUUGUUGAAGAUGGUAUAGCUUUUCUUUAAAAAAAAACAAAGACUCAUAUUUUGCACUUACAUGCCUCAAGUAUUUCUUUAUAAACUGUAGACGUUUUCAUUGAUGCCUACUGUUUUUUGUAGAGUGCGUUAAUGAGUACUGAAAAUCCCCGUAAGUACAUAUGGUUCUUCAAAUCUCUUUUCAGUAAUGAUGCAGCAUUAUAAAUUAUUCUAGCAGUUUUGCUUAAUAGCUCUUUAGCAUUGCCGUUAAUAUUUGAAGUGGUCCAGCAUAGUAGAAGAAAUAACCUUCGAGCAAAUUAAUUCACACCUGUCCUUCUCAUAGCAGUUGAUCUCAUCAUCUGUUUUUGUUUCCUAUAGUUUUCACUGUAGGAAUUUUUUUCUUUUGUCUAAAAGCAAUGUAAAUUUUUUUUUUUUUUUUUAAGAAGGCCUUAGGUUAAAAUUCUUAUGUGAAUGUGUAGGAAAGUAUAGAUGAGUGCUGACAACUUUGUAGCCUUUUAUUUAAAUGGAUGCUGCAGUACUAUGAACUGUUUAUUAUCUUGAAGCAUCAUUUCUGAGAACUUUAUCCACAGGAUAUCUUUAUGCUCAAAGAUUUGAGAACUGAGACCACAGAGGAUGACUGUGUAUGCUCCAGUGACUGUUAGACAAAGCUUGAUAUAACUUGUAACCUCUCUUUCUGAUUUGUUCCUUCACAAGGCUGGCCAAAAGUGUUGGCCAUCAGUUUUCUCUUUGGCUAAAUAAACAUCAAACUCCCGUGUGGCAAGAGAGGAAGAGACGUUUCUCUUAAUUUGAAGGAAGUUCUUAUAAAAAGAAGAGAUUUUGAGGAUAGUGUUGACUUUUACUGUGUUUGAACUGCAUAAUCUAAAGCUUAGUGUGGGUAGAAUCCUUUGCUGUCAAGGAUUUAAUUUAGUGUCUCUGAAAUUGUAUUGACUUGAAUAUAUGUACUUUAUGUUCUUGUGCUGUUUAUACAUGUUAGCCAUGGGAAGAGAACAAAAAAAAAUAACGCUGUCAAUAAUGGUUAGGUAAAGGGCAUUUAGUUGCAGUACUGCUAGAUAUCAAUUGUAGGCCUUGGGUUGGAAAACAUAGGGAGAAAUUCAAUUAACUUUGACAUGUUUGUCUUAAAAUAUUUUUCAUUAAAUGUGUUUCUUUUUUGGGGGGGAUAACAUUUCUAUUCACUGAAAUUAAACGUUAUCUUCAUUCUGUAAAAAUAUUUGUCUUUGCGUAGAAAGAGGACACGAAGUUGAACUUAACACCACCAAAAAUGUGUAGAAGUGGCUGAUAUUUGCUGGGUGGAAGAAAGACAUGUAAAGUAAUUAAUAAUUAAUUGGGCAGUGUCAUAAUGACGUUUGCAUUGGACACAGGUUCUGGAGUUAGCAGAGAGAAUGAACUCGAAGCAAGUAGAAUCACAACCUAAAGAGCAAUUAUCUUAAAUGUAGUGUGAGACACUACCCAGCAAGCUCCAAUUCCUGUCUUUAAUAGUUUAGCAAGGUCAAACUUAAGCAUAUGUAAAUAUAAACUGAAUGAGAAACUUUAAAAUGUUGAUGUUCAAGUCCAAUAUAUUAAAUGUUUUAAUCAUAAAUGGAACAGUGCAGCUAUGCCAGCAUAUUACGUAUAUUCCAUUUUUUGACAUUUAAAAGCAAAUGGUUUUCAUUGGACCAGGGUUUGGGAAAAUAAAAGCUUUAUAUAAAGGAGUGCAUCAUAAUUAUACAAAUGAUUUUCAGGGACUUCUCAACCACUUUGUGAACUUCUUUGCUUUAGCAUGCUUUUUAUCCUUGUUUGUUUUUUUGUUUUUUGUUGUUUUCUUUUUUUUUUUUUUUUUCAAUGACCAUCACACAACCAUAACUUAGUGAAAGGAAGAGAAAAGUAUAUUUAGAGCAUUUUGUGGAUGUGCUUACUUAAGAACUUAUUCUUGCAUCCUUUAAAGUGUUUGCAUUUACAGGGUGGUAUUAAAAUAUUUUCCUGUAACUUUAAAUCUACAUGCCUCCAUUUAUAGAUAAGAUUCUGAAGCCUGUAAUUUUUCCAAACUGUUGUAAGACGACUUAUUUGUGAUGACACUUUGUCAACAUGUCAACAAUGUUUUCUGUACACUGUGCAAUAUAUUUUGGUUUUGCCACUUGUGACUAAUUUUUAUGACUUUGCUUUUUAGAAAACUGGUAAAUAAAACGGAUAUAUUUUUA